This is a messenger RNA of Pectinophora gossypiella (pink bollworm), 2976 nucleotides long. RefSeq names its product ARF GTPase-activating protein Git (gene Git). The transcript has 13 exons. The record is from RefSeq and is a predicted model, not a curated record. Gene Ontology annotation, molecular function: GTPase activator activity; protein binding. NCBI's taxonomy places the organism in Eukaryota, Metazoa, Arthropoda, Insecta, Lepidoptera, Gelechiidae. Gene Ontology annotation, biological process: regulation of ARF protein signal transduction; brain development. Bases 121 to 2217 code for a protein of 698 amino acids.
CGUUUCGUGAAAAUGUUUUAUUUUUGUAUUUAUUAUUUUCAAUAAAUUGUGCCCUAAAUUUACAUGGUGCACAUUUCAGUUAGUGUUUCUCGUUACAGUCUUCCAUUAUUUUAGUUUGCAAUGAUGAUAUCACGGGCGAAGCACCGCUCCUCGGUGGAAGUUUGCGCGGAUUGUGGAGCUUCAGAUCCUUCAUGGGCCUCGAUCAACCGGGGGCUGCUGUUAUGUGCGGAAUGCUGUAGCGUCCAUCGUAGUAUGGGCCGCCACAUAUCUCAUGUAAAAUCUUUGCGGCAAGGCACCUGGCCGCCUUCUCUUCUGGCUAUGGUCCAAGCACUAACAGCACAGAAUGUGAACAGCAUCUGGGAGCACUCUCUGCUGGACGCAUCAGCUCCUAAACACUUACGGAAGAAGCCACAACCUAAAGACCCUUUGCACCCGGUAAAGUCCGAAUUCAUCCUGGCAAAGCACCUGAGACUGGCUUACAUCUUGCGAGCACGACGUGACGAGCCCCCCAAUGAGCUGGGGCGGAAUCUCCACAGCGCUGUGCGGAGCUCUUCCCUCGACACUGCCAUGAGACUCCUGGCACAGGGGGCUGAUCCUAACUAUUAUAAUCAGGAGAAGGGCACGAUGUGUCUCCACGUGGCGUGCCGCGCGGGGCAGGCGGCGCAGGCCGAGCUGCUGGCGUGCUGGGGCGCCGCGCCCGCCGCCAGGGACCACGCCGGCUGCACGCCCGCCGACUGCGCCAGACAAGGCGGUCACAUGGAACUGGCGGAGCGUAUGACGGAGCUGGUGUACGAGGCGACGGACCGCAUGAUAUACCUGCUGACGGGCACGAAGCCCGAGCACGCGGCCGGCCGGCACUACAUCGUGCCGCGGGCGCACGACACGCACGAGAUGACCGACGUCGCCAAAGCGGCGAGAGGCAAGCUGCAGUUGUUGCCGAAUCACCUGUUCGAAGAGCUGGUGAUGGACAUAUAUGAUGAGAUCGAUCGCCGGGAAACAGAAGCCAUCUGGCAAACAUCAGCGAGCGGGCUGGAGCGGUGCGGAGUGGCGUUCCUACCAGUGAACCCCGCGCUCUCGGCGCCUCGCAACCAGGGUAGACAGAAACUAGCGAGGCUGUCUACGACUGAAUUACACGCCUUGUUGAGGGAUGUACUACUCGAUGCUACUAGGAGGCAGCAUAUAGCUACCUUGCAACCUAGAGGGCUAACAGGGCCGAUGAACCCGCUGCUGUCAGCGAGCCACUUGAAGCACAUCUCUCAGAUGUCCGACGACGAGCCGCUGUACGACUCCGUGGCCUCUGAUGAUGACUACGCCGCGCUAGCACCCAUAGACCUUGAUAUGUCGAACCUCCUCCCGCGGACGGGCGAGGCGGUGGCCUCGACGUACAACCCGUGCCUCCCCACGGAGCACUCCACCUCGGAGGCGCGGCGCUCGCCCAGCCAACACAGCACCCCCGAGAGACACCCCGAAAUAGAAACACUAAAAAAAGAACUCGACAACAGAGAUUCGACCAUCACUGAACUAAAGAACCAAUUAAAAAACCUACAGUCUAUAGUCGAACAGCUGACUAAAGAAAAUAGCGUUCUAAAAACGAGUAGCGUGGAAGACGACCAGAGUGUGACGUCAUUGAUCUCAACCACGGACAGUGUCAACGUUCUAGAACCUUCUAAAUCUCAGGAGAGAGGGAAGAGUCUAGAAACAGAGCAACUGAAGGACGAAACAGACGCGAAGUUGACGUUGAAAAGCACGCAGCGACCGGUCAGUAUGUAUGAGACUAGAGAGGGACCAAAGAAUAACUGGCAGGUUACUAAACACCAGUUGACAACCCUGACGGGACUCGAUCGGUCGUUGACCCAGAGCGUACUCGAAGGCGCAUGCGCGGCCGACGUUGUGCCGAGUCCGGACCUGGUUCAGAGGCGCGCCGAGUCCGUGACGAGAGGCAUACAGGACCUGUGGGCCGCGGCGCGGGAGCAGCGGCCGCGGCUGCCGGAACGGGCGGAGGCUAUAAGACAUGCCGUCAGAUCGCUGUUAGCGCUAUUCCCACAGACGUGCGCGGAGCCAGAGCUGUCUGCGGUGCUGUCGCAGCUGCGCGCGGCGUGCGCGGAGGUGUGCGCGGCGUGCGCGGCGCCGUCGCCGCUGCACGAGGUGCGCGCGGCCGCCUACGACCUGGCCAAGGCCACCAAGACGCUCGUCACGCACUUCCAGCCCGCCUCCUAGCGAACGCACGCGCACUACACCACCGUCUAGGUGUAGUCCGGUAUGACACCUGCUCUUAACCACUUCUAGUUUAUCCCCUAGACACCUAUUUAUCAUCAAUACAUACAUAAUAACGACCCGCUAGCGUCGAUUAAUUCAUCCAAUAUGAUCCCCUCAGACGACGCCCUGAGCCGAGGUUCGCGCCCAACUGGGCACCCUCAGGCCUGUUGUCUUAAAUUUUGUACCGGGUGAGAGCCCUCAGCGCUCCCCAUUUGUCCGCCCAAGUAGUUUAUGCCAUCUGCGGCAAAUCUACAAUAAAUCACGUCAAAAAAAAUUAGAUUGUUCCUGCGUGUUCGUACGUGUACGCACGAGUUGAGUGGAGUUGAUAAUGAAAGUGUGACUUGCCUAAAGCGCUUUAAAACUCCAUUUACAAUGAAAGUGAGCGUGCGGACUCGAUGCGAAAUGACACAGCAAUGUGGGUUUCCUCACGAUGUUUUCCUUCACGUGAUAAUAAUUUAUGAUACAAACAUGAAUUCGCAAACGAAUUUGACAAUCAUUGAUUGAGGCCUGUGCUGGAUUCGAAUCUGCGACCUCAAAGUAAGCGCUACCAACUGGGCUACCACGGUUCCGUCUUAUUGACAAGAGUUUUGUUAAAAUAUGGCAUGUAAAAUAUUAUAGAAAAUAAAAUGGUGUCUAGGGGUUCGCUAGUUUAUGUUAUAUUUGUAGGUAGAUUAAAAUUAAGUAUGUCCAUUGGCCAGAAUUAAACAAAAUUUUACCUUU